GAAUCACAUAAUAUAACCAACUAGUUGAACAUUAGAAGCCUCCAUCAUCCACUGGAUCACUGCCAUCCAACAUCAAAGGGACCAACCCUAAGCUCAGUGGUCACUCGAGCUCGACGAGCUGCAACAAUGGCGAUGGCAAUGGCAAUGGCCUUGAGAGCCGUAGCCAUGACCAAGCCUCCUCCUUCCUCUUCUCCACUGAAAACCAAUUCCAAGCUUCAUUCCCCCAAGCACCACCACCCUCCUUCUCUCUUCUCCCCAUCCUCCACUUCCUACUCCAUCAUCGCUCUUGUCUCUAGCUCCAGCUCCGAGGCCAAAGCCCUUUCCUUCGCCAAAGACGACAUCGUCUCGUCCCUGACCAAGGUUGAGGAGACGAUAGAUCAGGUGCAGGAUGUGGGAUCCAAGGCCUUGGAUUUCUCCCAGUCUGUAAUCAAGACUCUUGUUGAUGUCUUGAAGCCUGGGAUCGAUGCAGCGCUGCCAGUGCUGCGGAGUGCUGGUGAUGAGGCUUUGAAGGUGGCUUCUCCUGUUGUUUCUGAAGCUGCGAAGCAGGCUACUGAGGCUCUCCAGAGCGCUGGAGUGGAUCCCUCCCCGGUUAUCACUGCUGCUAAGACUCUUGCAGGUGCAGCUCAGCAAACUGGCAAAGUAGUAGAAGGGGCAAAGCCUAUAGCUUCAGCAACAGUGCAAACAAUCUCAUCCGCUGAUCCUUCAGUGAUUGUUGUUUCGGCUGGAGCAUUAUUUAUCGCAUACCUUAUUCUUCCACCAAUUUGGUCUGUUGUUUCUGUCAACUUCCGCGGUUAUAAAGGCAAUCUGACUCCUGCUCAAGCUCUUGACUUGAUUUCUACCCAAAACUAUCUAAUGAUCGAUAUAAGAUCAGAGAAGGACAAGAACAAGGCUGGUAUUCCUGUCCUUCCACCAAGUGCUAAGAACAAGAUGAUAUCAAUCCCUGUAGAGGAGCUCCCAAGCAAGAUUAAAAACCUUGUAAGGGAUUCAAAGAAAGUUGAAGCUGAAAUUGUUGCGUUGAAGAUUUCUUAUCUCAAGAGAGUCAAUAAAGGUUCCAACAUUGUCAUCAUGGACUCAUACUCUGGUACUGCAAAAGUUGUUGCUAGGGCACUCACCAGUCUUGGCUUCAAAAACAGUUGGGUCAUGACAGAUGGGUUUUCUGGGAGCAGAGGGUGGUUGCAAAGUCGUCUAGGGACAGCAUCAUACAAUGUGUCCAUAGCUGAGAUUCUGUCUCCUUCGAGGAUCAUUCCUGCAUCUAGAACGCGAUUUGGAACGACAAGUUCAGCUGCUGUGCAAUCAAAUCAGAAACUUCUUCCAGGGAGUGUUGAUAACUGAGGAUUUCUUGAAGGAAAAUCACCUCAACAUGAUGCUCUCCUCAACCAAGUCUCUUGUGGCCUCUGUUCUGUACAUGAAAAAUACGUGUAUUUUUAAUGUAAUCUUCUUUUGAGUCCCUUCCAUUUUCUUCUGGAUGUAUUCCAUUCAACCAAAAAUAUCUGUUAGCUGCAUGAUAUAUAAAUGCAAUUGUUUUUCUUAUGCUAAUAGUGCAUGUUUUGCCACAGUGUGCAAAUUUAAAAUUUUAUGUA
Dioscorea cayenensis subsp. rotundata (Guinea yam) is the source of this 1580-nucleotide messenger RNA. RefSeq names its product calcium sensing receptor, chloroplastic. The transcript is spliced from 5 exons. Bases 127 to 1332 code for a protein of 401 amino acids. The record is from RefSeq and is a predicted model, not a curated record. Gene Ontology annotation, biological process: de-etiolation; regulation of stomatal closure; cellular response to calcium ion. NCBI's taxonomy places the organism in Eukaryota, Viridiplantae, Streptophyta, Magnoliopsida, Dioscoreales, Dioscoreaceae.